Messenger RNA from Schistocerca gregaria, 1442 nucleotides. Its product is annotated as serpin B6-like. The record is from RefSeq and is a predicted model, not a curated record. Gene Ontology annotation, molecular function: serine-type endopeptidase inhibitor activity. Lineage: Eukaryota; Metazoa; Arthropoda; Insecta; Orthoptera; Acrididae. The coding region runs from base 30 to 1235 and encodes 401 amino acids. The transcript is spliced from 10 exons.
UGCAGCGUCGAAUACAGAGGUGCUCAAACAUGGCAACUGAAAGCAUAGAAAAAGCUCUCCAAACAAUAUGUCAAGGAAACCAAAAGUUUACCUUCAAUAUUUAUAAGAUUCUCUCAGAAGUCAAAGGUAACCUGUUUUUCUCCCCAACAAGCAUGCAGAUAAUUUUAGCUCUUGUACAUCUUGGUGCAAAGGGUAAGACUGCUCAGGAGAUUGCAGAUGGCUUAUUUCUUCCAUCUGAUAAGGAGACUAUUGAGAAUGGAUUUAGAGAAUUAACAAAUUGUUUGCAGGGGUCUGAUGACAUAGUGCUUGAAGUAGCCAGCAAGGUUUAUGCACAAGCAAGUUUUCCAAUUAAAGAAGAGUUCAGAGCAUCUGCUGCAAAAUUUUUUGCUGAAGCUGAAGAAGUUGAUUUUAUCAAUGAAACAGAGAAAUCUAGAGUAAAAAUCAAUGAGUGGAUAGAGAACAAGACAAACAAAAAGAUAACAGAGUUGUUCCCUGGAGGUUCUUUGAGCCAGAUGACUUGCCUGGUGCUUGUAAAUGCAAUUUACUUUAAAGGCCUGUGGGAUAUCCCAUUCAAGAAAGAUGACACAUCCCCCAUGCCUUUCCAUGUUUCUGCAAUUCAGAAGAAAACUGUAGAUAUGAUGAAACUAAAGAAAAACUUAAUGUAUACAGAGGCAAAACAACUUGAAGCUCAAGUUUUGAAGCUCAAUUACAAGGGGAGCCAGUUGAGCAUGGUGAUACUCUUGCCAAAGAAGAAUAAUGGUCUUAAGAAAUUAGAAGCAAAGCUUGCAUCUUUGAAUCUAGCUGAUAUUCUGGAUGAAAUGUAUGAAGUUAAAGUGGAGGUCUACUUACCCAAAUUCAAACUGGAACACAAAAUAGAUCUGAGAGAUACUUUGGAGAAACUUGGUAUGAAGACUAUGUUUGAUCCAUGUAAAGCAGAUCUCACUGGUAUAAAUGACUCACAACCUGGCCUUGUUGUUAGCUGCGUCUUACACAAAGCUUUCAUAGAAGUAAAUGAGGAAGGCACUGAAGCUGCAGCAGCAACUGGUGCUGAAAUUGUUCUACAGUCUCUGCGAACAACUAUACCUCACCCUGUUGUGUUCAAAGCUGAUCAUCCAUUCCUGUUUCUUCUCAUAAGUAUUGUUAACAAAGCUAUCCUUUUUAUUGGAAGAGUUCAGGAUGUAGAAUCAAGCAAUCCAGAAGGUCUGGGCCCUACCAGUAGCUGUCAGCAUCUGUGACAUGGGUCCCUGUAAGAUCAUGAGGCUUAUAAAAUUCUUGGGAAGCUGCUGUAAUGAAACAGGUCAAUGGCUCAUAUUCUACAUGAAUUGUACUUCUCAAUACACUCAAAUAAACAUAGUACUUGGUAAACAGCUGUCCUUUGAAAAUCAUAAAUUUUUUGGUUAAAUAAGUUGUAAAGUAUUGUUUUGCACAAGUAAAAAUAUAAA